AUGGACUCCGCGCUGCUUCUCGCCUUGGGGCUCUUAACACAGGGCCUCGGCCUGUCUGCGGAGGUCCCCGAGUCGCCCAGCACCCUGUUCCCCUGGCGCCGGAUGUCUGGGCGGAGCCGUGUACGUAGAGCCUGGGUCAUUCCCCCCAUCAGUGUGUCGGAGAACCACAAGCGAAUACCUUUCCCUCUGGUGCAGAUCAAGUCAGACAAGCAGCCCCUGGGCGGCGUCAUCUAUAGCAUCCAGGGCCCGGGUGUGGACGAGGAGCCCCGGGGCAUCUUCUCCAUCGACAAGUUCACGGGGAAGGUGUUCCUCAAUGCCAUGCUGGACCGGGAGAAGACUGACCGCUUCAAGCUAAGGGCCUUUGCCCUGGACCUGGGCGGAUCUACCCUGGAGGACCCCACGGACCUGGAGAUCGUGGUUGUGGAUCAGAACGACAACCGGCCAGUCUUCCAGCAGGAGGUGUUCACUGGCCACGUGCUGGAGGGCGCAGCCCCAGGCACCUUCGUGAUGAAGGCGGAGGCCACGGACGCUGACGACCCCGACACAGACAAUGCGGCCCUGCGGUACUCCAUCCUGGCGCAGGGUGGCCCUGGGUUCUUCAGCAUCGAUGAGCGCUCCGGCGAGGUCCGCACUGUGCAAGUGGGGCUGGACCGUGAGGUGGUCGCCACGUACAACCUGAGUCUGCAGGUGGCGGACAUGUCUGGGGACGGGCUCACAGCCACCGCCUCGGCCAUCAUCACCCUGGAUGACAUCAAUGACAACGCGCCCGAGUUCAUCAGGGACCAGUUUUCUCUAGAGGCCACAGAGGCGGUCAGCGGCAUAGACGUAGGCCGGCUGGAGGUGCAGGACAGGGACCUGCCCGGCUCCCCCAACUGGGUGGCCAGGUUCACCAUCCUGGAGGGUGACCCUGAGGGGCAGUUCACCAUCCGCACAGACCCCAAGACCAACGAGGGCGUCCUGUCCGUGGUGAAGCCCCUGGACCACGAGAGCCAGGAGCACUACAGGCUCCGUGUGUCGGUGCAGAACGAGGCCCCACUGCAAGCGGCGGUCCCCGAGGCCACCCAGGGCCAGGCCACGGUCAGUGUGUGGGUGCAGGAUGUCAACGAGGCCCCGCUCUUCCAGGAGAACCCACUCCGAACCAGCCUGGCAGAGGGAGCACCUGCAGGGACCCCUGUGGCCACCUUCUCUGCCCAUGACCCCGACACCCAGCAGCUACAGAAGCUCAGCUACUCCAAGGACUAUGACCCUGAGGACUGGCUGCAGAUAGACCCCGCCACGGGCCAGAUCCAGACCCAGCGUGUGCUCAGCCCUGCCUCCCCCUUCCUUAAGGACGGCUGGUACCGAGCCAUCAUCCUGGUGAGCGACGACGCUUCGCCGCCCUGCACCGCCACGGGCACCCUGUCUGUGGAGAUCCUCGAGGUCAACGACCACGCACCGGUGCUAGCCCCAGCAGCCGGCAGCCUGUGCAGCGAGCCGGGGCGGGGCUCCGGCCUCCUCCUGGGGGCCACGGAUGAGGACCUGCCCCCGCACGGGGCCCCCUUCCACUUCCAGCUGAGCCCUAGGACCCCAGAGCUUGCUCAGAACUGGACCGUCAGCCAGGUUAACGUGAGCCACGCACGCCUGCGGCUGCGCCACCGGCUCCCCGAGGGCUUGCACCGUGUCAGCCUGCUGCUCCGCGACUCGGGACAGCCGCCGCAGCAGCGGGAGCAGCCGCUGAACGUAAGCGUGUGCCGCUGCGCCGCGGACGGCGCCUGCCUGCCCGGGGCCAGGGCUCUGCGUGUGGGAGGCGCGGGAGUCAGCCUGGGCGCACUGCUCGUGGUGCUGGGCAGCUCCACCCUGCUGCUCCUGCUCAUCCUGCUGGUGACCCUCCUGGCACGAUGCCGGCGGCGGCCGCGGGAUGAGGGGCUGCUGCACGGGUUCCAGGAUGACCUACGUGACAACAUUCUCAACUACGACGAGCAGGGAGGUGGGGAAGAGGACCAGGACGCCUACGAUCUCAGCCAGCUGCGCCACCCCACGGAGCUGGCGGCUCUGGGCGGGCCUCUGGGGCAGCAGCCGCUGCGCCGCGACGCCGCCUUCGGCCUCCAGCCCGGCCCACCGGUCCGCCUGCCGCCCGCCGGCCCCGCUGACCUCGCCAGCUUUAUUCGCGACGGCUUGGAGGCUGCAGAUGGUGACCCCAGCGUGCCACCCUAUGACACGGCCCUCAUCUACGACUACGAGGGGGACGGCUCCGUGGCAGGGACGCUGAGCUCCGUCCUGUCCAGCCUGGGGGAUGAGGACCAGCAGUAUGACUACCUCCGGGACUGGGGCCCCCGCUUCGCCCGGCUGGCAGACAUGUACGGCCACCCGUGA
Messenger RNA from Orycteropus afer afer, 2352 nucleotides. RefSeq names its product cadherin 15 (gene CDH15). The record is from RefSeq and is a predicted model, not a curated record. Gene Ontology annotation, cellular component: plasma membrane; catenin complex; adherens junction. The transcript has 14 exons. Gene Ontology annotation, biological process: calcium-dependent cell-cell adhesion; cell morphogenesis; cell-cell junction assembly. Lineage: Eukaryota; Metazoa; Chordata; Mammalia; Tubulidentata; Orycteropodidae. The coding region runs from base 1 to 2352 and encodes 783 amino acids. Gene Ontology annotation, molecular function: cadherin binding; calcium ion binding.